Messenger RNA from Anopheles marshallii, 1512 nucleotides. Its product is annotated as spermine oxidase-like. Gene Ontology annotation, molecular function: polyamine oxidase activity. Bases 1 to 1512 code for a protein of 503 amino acids. The transcript has 4 exons. The record is from RefSeq and is a predicted model, not a curated record. Lineage: Eukaryota; Metazoa; Arthropoda; Insecta; Diptera; Culicidae.
AUGAGUAAAUUUGAAGCAAGCGUGCUUAUUGUGGGUGCCGGUGGAGCUGGAAUAGCGGCUGCAACUCGGCUGCUUGAGCGAGGAUUCCGGAAUCUAACAAUCCUGGAAGCAGAAAACCGUAUCGGAGGACGCAUUCAUUCCAUGCGGCGAGGCACAAACGUGCUGGACUAUGGCGCUCAAUGGGUGCACGGAAAGGAAAACAAUUUCAUCUACGAUAUGGCUUCGCAGUAUGGGCUGAUCGAGAUAGAGCAACAUAAGGAGAAUGAUUUGUAUUACAAAUCUAAUGGCGAACCGGUUCCAAAGGAAGCAUCCGAUCUGGUGAUCGACACCUUGUACACUUUACUGGAGGAUGUAAACUCUUUGCAAACAUUCUCUGGAUCGCUUGGAGCAUACUACGAUAAAGUGUUCUAUGAUGCUGUACGCGCUGAAAAGUUUGUCGGGAUCGAUCAGCACACUUGUUACCAGUUGUAUCAGUUCUUUAUCAAGUAUCACAACACGUACAAUGCCACCGAUACGCUGCACGAGGUGUCCGGAGCUGGUUUGCUGGAGUUCGAAGACAACCAGGAUGAGUUUCUGAUUAAUUGGAAAAAUCGAGGCUUUCAUACACUGCUUGAUUUGCUCAUGCGAAAACUUCCUGAACAGAACGGCGCACCUAUAAUGGUAGAAGAGUACACAAAGUUCAAUCAUGUCGUUAAGUCGAUUCAAUGGAAUGCACGGUCAAGAAGUCGUCCAGAAAAUCCGGACCAUCGGGUUUCUGUAACGUGUACCAACGGUGCCACAUUUAGAGCCAACCACCUCAUACUGACCGUAUCACUCGGGGUACUGCAGGACAUGCACACGCUCUGGUUCGACCCACCGCUGCCCGAUCCGAAGCGUAACGCGAUCGAAGGCCUCUACAUCGGUACGAUCGACAAGAUGUUUCUGGAGUUUGAAGAACCGUUCUGGCCACAGGAUAGCAGCUGGCAUGGGUUCGGUUUGCUGUGGGAAGCAAACGAUCUCGAACAGCUACGACUCGACGAUCGCCAAUGGUUGGAGAGUGUGUGCGCCUUCUUCGUGCCGGAUCGCACCGAACGGUUGCUGGUUGCGUGGAUCUACGGCCAGGAUGCGCGUGUAAUGGAAGCACUACCCGAACCGGCCGUAAUCGAUGGGUUGAUGUACUUGUUGCGUAAAUUUCUGCCACAUUUUUCGGUGCCGAAUACUCCACGCUGGUUUUCGCGUAGUCGCUGGUAUAGUAAUCCACACUUCCGGGGUUCGUACAGCAGUCGUUCAAUGAAAUCGGAUGCAAUGCGAGCAACUGCAGCAAAGUUGGCAGAACCACUGUUAGAUGCAUGGGACCACGUACCGACCGUACAAUUCGCCGGAGAAGCAUCCCAUCCACAGUUCUACUCAACCGUGCAGGGUGCGGUUGCUAGUGGUUGGCGUGAAGCGGACCGUUUAAUCGAUCUCUACCGUACGCAAGUGUCACACGGCACUUCGAACAGUAAAGUGUCACCUUUAUUGGGGAAGCUGUAA